Olea europaea var. sylvestris is the source of this 779-nucleotide messenger RNA. Its product is annotated as ethylene-responsive transcription factor ERF095-like. The coding region runs from base 7 to 402 and encodes 131 amino acids. The transcript has a single exon. The record is from RefSeq and is a predicted model, not a curated record. Gene Ontology annotation, biological process: regulation of DNA-templated transcription; ethylene-activated signaling pathway. Gene Ontology annotation, molecular function: DNA binding; DNA-binding transcription factor activity. NCBI's taxonomy places the organism in Eukaryota, Viridiplantae, Streptophyta, Magnoliopsida, Lamiales, Oleaceae.
GUAACCAUGGACGAACAACCUAGUAACAGAGAGAAGGAAAGUCCGAAGGAUGCCAGAGAGGUUAAGUAUAGAGGCGUUCGGAAGCGGCCGUGGGGGAAGUACGCUGCUGAGAUACGCGACUCAGACAGGCAAGGAGCCCGAGUUUGGCUAGGUACUUUUAACACAGCGGAGGAGGCGGCCAGAGCUUAUGACAAGGCAGCAUAUACCAUGAGGGGUCAUUUGGCAAUCCUUAACUUCCCCGAAGAGUACAACAUGCCUAUUAGCUCAUCACAUUUCGCCUCGUCUUCUUCAGGUUCAAUGCAGGGUCAGAGAGAUGAACGUGGAAGACAAGUGUUCGAAUUCGAGUACUUGGAUGACAAGUUGUUGGAAGAACUUCUUGGUUGUGAUAGGAAAGAUCAGUAGGAUUGAGCUCAAAUUCUGCUGAUAUCAGGGCAUUAUACCUUUACAUAUGAUCAAGAAAAAGUAAUCAAGCCUUCAAGCCAGAUUUACCAGUCCUCUUCUUCUUCAUCUGUCGACUACAUAUCAAGUUGCUUUCUGACUUUAGUUCGAAGGCAGACCUAACAAACACUACUAUCCACUAAGGAUAAGGGCAUUUCAUUUUCUUUUUAUCUUUUUCUAGGGAUCCAUUUUCAUGGUUUUGGUAACUACAAAAGCCUCCCUAGAACUUUUACUCUUUUGCAAUCUUAUUAACGCAUGUCUGCCAAAGGGUCAGUAAGAGUUUUAAAUGUAAUUUGGCUAAGGUUAUUUAUAUAAAGAAACUUACAUUAUACUUCCUUUAA